Molecule: messenger RNA, 204 nt
Organism: Mizuhopecten yessoensis (Yesso scallop)
Lineage: Eukaryota; Metazoa; Mollusca; Bivalvia; Pectinida; Pectinidae
Exons: 2
Coding region: 1-204 (67 amino acids)
Source: RefSeq, a predicted model, not a curated record
AUGACAGAACAUAUACAGAAUGAAGCUGACAGGGCUUUGAUCAUAGAACAGUUGGUAUAUUGUUCAUCCCAAAGCCUGUGUAGCGUAAGAAAGGUCAAUGAAAGAUUAACGCGUAAGAUUAAUAUCGCGUUUUCUACACCAAUUAAUAAGUCGUUGAGGUUAUUUGAUUCAAUUCACGACUGGUGUGAUGUGAAUGACGAAUAA